Molecule: messenger RNA, 1701 nt
Organism: Hevea brasiliensis (rubber tree)
Lineage: Eukaryota; Viridiplantae; Streptophyta; Magnoliopsida; Malpighiales; Euphorbiaceae
Exons: 1
Coding region: 307-1416 (369 amino acids)
Source: RefSeq, a predicted model, not a curated record
CUCGAUUGUGAAUGCACGGUAACCAUGCAUAGAAAAUCUAUCUUAUUCCAAUAUGGCAUUCAUCUACACGUCCACCUGGCCAAUCCAGGCACCACACACCAAUCCUAAGGCCUAGUUCCAAAACAACCAUGCUUGAUUAGGAGUAAGGUGUCGAUAAAGAAAGCUUCCACAAAGACCACCACAAAAACAUUCAUCCCAUGUACCAACCAUACACUUCCUCACACUUAUACCGAUUAAAUUGCCAUUUCAUGCAUUAUUCCACUAAAGCCUCAACUCUGAUAGAGGCAUUUCAUUUAGCACAGAAAAAUGGGUUGCAGCUCCUCGAAGAGAAUUGAAGCCACUGUUGAUGUCUACCGCCCACCCCCAUCAAGCUUUGCAGUUUUUGAUAUCAACUCCAUACAAGAGCCAUGGCUCUCCGUGGAUAAUUCUGCUCAAGAAAACCAAGAGAAGCACACCCACCUACCGGCCCCCAUACUCGAGAAGCUAAAAAAGUUGGAAUCCGAUGCUCCUCAUUCUUGGGAAGAGGUUAGCAAAGCCCUAGAGGAGCUCAAUAACAAAAAUUCUAUUGCCGCACCUCUAAGGCCGGGUACCCUGACCACGCCGGCGAAAGUUAGCACCACUAAUGCCGCCUCCGUCACUCCAACCCCAAAAAAGACACAAGCCCCACUUAAGAGCUCAUCUUUUCAUACUCUUGAAGAACUGGACGCGAAACUAUCUUCAAAACCCCAAAAAGAGCUAAGAAAAAUCGAGUCCAUGCGCACCGAGUUGAAGAAACCAGAGGCAACGAAGACUGAGUCACGAGUUGUUUUUGAGCCGGCAACCGAGUCAGAGAACGUUAUCAAGCCGGUGAAAGAGAACAUAUUCAUAUUAAGGGAUAGGCUCGAGAGAGAGAAAGAAGGGAAUAUGGCAAACUAUGACAAGAUAAAGAAGGACCCACUGAGUGACUAUCCAGAGAAGUGUCCACCGGGAGGAGCUGACUCAGUGGUUAUCUACACAACGUCGUUACGCGGGGUGCUUAGAACAUACGAGAAUUGCAACCGCUUGCGCGCCUUAUUGGAAGUACACCGAGUGGUGUUCGACGAAAGGGACGUGUCCUUGCAUGGAGAGUUCUUGAAAGAGAUAAGAGAAUUGCUAGGAGAAGAUGCGAGCGUACCUAGGGCUUUUGUGAAAGGAAGGUACAUAGGAGGAGUGGAGGAGGUGCUGAAACUGAACGAGUCAGAUCGACUCGGGAGGAUACUUAGUUGGGCACGUGUGGAGAGAGGGGUGGGGAGACAGGGGUGUGAAGGGUGUGGAGGGGCUAGAUUUGUGCCGUGUUUGGAAUGUGGUGGUAGUUGUAAGGUUUUGGUUGAUGGAGUCAAGGAGAGGUGUGGCAAGUGUAAUGAGAAUGGAUUGGUCCUUUGUCCUGCUUGCCUCUAAUUAAUUGAUAUUGAUGGUAUGUUGUGGAGAUUUUAGUUUGAACUUGGCAUCUUGUGGCUACAAGUGGAUGAAGCAAUGUAUGGGGGUGUGGAGGAGCUUCCAAGUUUGUGUUUGGCGUAUUUUUCAUGUGAUGAUUUUGAAUUUGACAGAUUGAAAGGAAGUGGAUUGAGAAAAUGUAAAUUGUGUAGCUGCAUAUGUAUGUAUGGUGAUUUUGUCUCUCUACUUUCUUAGAGAAAAUUAAGUGAUAUUAAUUAAUUAAUAUAUGGUAACACCCAUUUUAGCUUA